Astrephomene gubernaculifera is the source of this 1940-nucleotide messenger RNA. NCBI's taxonomy places the organism in Eukaryota, Viridiplantae, Chlorophyta, Chlorophyceae, Chlamydomonadales, Astrephomenaceae. The record is from the annotation of a GenBank genome assembly.
GAAAAAGCCACAGAUGCUUUCCUGUCGCAAAUAGCUUCAUACUAGCAGGCUUUCUGUGAGCUCCUACUCUUUAUCCUGCAAUUGGGCGGCGAACUGUUACCCUAAUAGAUAACUGACCUAACGUCUACCCACCCACGCAACAAUGUCGACUACAAAGGUUCCCUUUACGGAACCGGAAUGGAAGAUUCCCGGAUACACCGGCUAUAUCCAAGGCCUGCAGGAAACAUACAAGAAGACACCUGUGAUGGCGCAGCUGGAGACAAAGGACCCUACGCCCGAGUCGUUCAUCUACACGCGCACGCAAACCGCACCCAAGCCAUCGCCAGUGCGUGACCCCUGCAACGAUCCCAGCAACUUCAAGAAGCCACAACCCGGAAACCUGUGGCCUUCUCUCCAAGACACCGCGAUCCAGGCGUCCUUUAAGCCACCUACCAGCAACAUUGCCCUCGGCGACGAGCGUAUCAUGCCCUUCCGGACAUCUUACGGCGUGGACUUCAGGGCUCCUUUUGAUGGGCAGGAGCGGUUGCGCAGCCCGAACCGUAACGAGGACCUCGCAAAGACAACAGCUAGCCUUAGCAGCAUCUACAAGAGCUCCUUCAACCGAGUAGGAGAGAAGCGGCUCCAAAAGAUGAUCAGCACCAUGCGUGAGCGCAUGGAGGCCAAGCUGGGCAACAGCAACAACAACGCCUUCCGCAUGCGCAAGCUCUUCAAGAUGUACGACAAGUCCGACACCGGGCGGGUGCACUUUGAGGACUUCCGCAACAUGGCGGAGACGUUCGGCAUGCAGCUGGACGACGACUCGCUCAUGGCGCUAUACUUCGUGUACGACCCCGAGGGCACGGGGUACCUGGAGUACGAGGCGCUGGUGUCGCAGCUCAUGUCCCCCUCGGACUUCGCCUUCUACAAGGGCUACGUGGAUUACAGCCAGGACAAGGCCGAGGAGGCUCGCCGCGUGGAGCUGCUCUCGCAGCUCAAGAAGAAGAUCGGCCCGGUGGCGGGCGACCUGGAGCGGCUGCUCAAAGCCUUCGACUCGUCCGGCAAGGGCCGCGUCAGCAAGCAUGAGUUGGUGGCGGGGUGCGCGUCCGUAGGUGUGGUGCUGAACGACAAGGACUUUGACACGCUGGCGCCCGUCAUGACCACCAACGCGGACGGAUUCAUCGACUACGCUGCCUUCUGCGCCGUGUUCAUUGACAGCUAAACGUUCACGCGCGCGAAGGGAGGGUUCUGGGAUUUGGGUCAGACCUGACAGCGCAGGGUGAAGGGGGGGGUGCAAAACCUUGAUGACUUGACCUUUACCUAGUAAAGGACGCACGGGAGCGCACUGUAGAUGUUUGCAUGGCCGGCGUGAGCGGGCUAUGUAUGGGCGGGGCAGUUUCGGCAGGCCUAGCGGGCAGCAGGAGGAGCAGGGUGCGCUGGGGCGGCCGGAGACAAGCUGUGAGCUAAGCAACGGCUGGGACGAUGUUUCUUCCUAUAACUCGAACAGGCCGCCUAGUGGUGUGCACAGGGGAAGGCUUAGAGGCUAGUGUAUACUAGGACUGUAUCUCCUGGCGGGUGUACAUACAUACGCGGUGUGGCAUAUAGGUAGCCUAGGCAGGCGUUUUUACGUAUUUGAUGCUGGGAAUGUAGGACUGCUUUUGCGGCCGCUUAUAAAGCAGUGGGUAGCUAAUGUCUGUCGAGACGCAGGUAUGGUAUGACUCGGUACGGGACAGAGAAAUCCGACAGGGAGGGACAUGAGCGGAGGGGGGCAGACAUUCUUCGGUUACAGGCUCUCGCAGGAAUGCGCACCGUGAGGUGCCGCGGCGCCUUCAGUGAUGAGCCCCUUCUCCAAGACCCCACGCGCGGGCUACUUGGCUUGCAACAACAUAAAAUAGAGUGUAUUGCUCGCCCUGUGCAUCUCAUUCCACUCCUCGUAGGACACCACUCUGUAUGGCACCAAGCCC